AAUGCCUGCUGGGAAUGCAGGGCCAAACUACUAUACAAAACUUGGGCUUCGACGAUACGUUUUCAUCUACAGUACCAAUCCGAAUAGUGCAGCCGUUUGUUUUUUAAAUGCAUAUUGUAAACAGUAAUGAUUCUAUUCCACAGCUUUUUUUUCACCGUUUGAAAAUCUUUUUUGCAAAAGUACUGAGCGUUGAUUGAAAUUUGUACAGCAGCAUACACAAUUAUUAUGAUGCAUUUUAUAGCGUUUUGCUCAGUUUUUCUGUCGUUUGCCCUGAGUGCGUUUAGCAAUGCUGAUAACAUCAUCUUUUGGCCAAUGAUGCCAUCAAUACACAAGGCGAUCAGAGCUGCGAACACUUUCCGUGUAAAGCCCCUGAUACGCUCAGACUCAACUCCAGCGGAUCAUUAACACUAGCGCGGAACAUUGCCGCCCUGCGAUAUCAUGGUCGCGGAACCGUCGAAUUUAGCAUAGUGCCACCGAAACGCAACUUUCUCAUUCUGCUCAACGAGCACAAUUUGACGGUUUCCAGUACGCGAGUGACCUUUAGCCAUCCCAACUUCACGCUCAACAAUACCCACGUACCAAAGGUCAACCUCACACACAACCGCGAUCCAUGGAUUCGCAUCUGGGUGUCGGUGUCGGCCCGUGAACCGGCCUUCAUUAAAUUCGGAUACGGAUAUUUGAUGGAGACCAACACGCUUUUUACAUUCACCCCGGACCCAACGAAGGUCCCAAAGAACUAUUUAGUCGACGCGUUUCUCAACCGUCUCCAGUAUAUUCAGUUAGAGUACGGUGUGGAGCUGGUACAUUCACCCAUGGUCCGCCACGACCCUAUUUUAUUAGAUCCGUCACCUAAAUUGAUUUUACCGGAGCAGCGCAGACGCGAGCAUGAUAUGCUGACCAAUGGACAGUUUUAUCUACCGGCCGCCAAUCUCCCGUUUGCUGCGCGUGGAUUGCUGGAGCAGGUGAAGAAUUUUGAGCUGACGGAGGAAGAGAUUAUGGCCAUACAGUAUUCCGUGCAAACCGAGGGACGGUUCUUGUAUAAUAUCAUAAAAGGGAAGGGAAAGCCGGGUUUGACCGGGUACUUGCGAGCGGAUUUGCAGACUGCCCGACGGACGGCGCCCGGGCAGGAGAUGGUGCUGGAAAUAUGGCUGCCCAGUGGAGCCAGUUCCAUUCAUAAUCAUGGCGACAGUUCUGCCGUUAUUAAGGUUUUACACGGUAAAAUUACUUCGGAAUUUUACAAUCCUAUCAUGGAUCGAAUGCGAGAGCGUCCUUCGUAGUACACGCGGCCAACUUGACCAGUGGCGAGUACACGUGGAUGACCGACUCCAUUUACCAGACUCACCGGCUGAUCAACUACGAUCCGGUCAAUGUGGCCAUCACCAUCCAGUCGUACGGUUACGAAGACGACGCUCGUGAGCGCACCGACUACUUCUACUACCUAAACGAAGCUUGCAGCUUACAGGAUCCGGCGGCCUCUUGUCACACGGAUUUCUUCCCCAUUCCGGACUUUAAAUUUAGUGAUAUUAAGAAAAUUAUUCUGCCCGAGUAUCUAAUCGCGUUGGGGCAAAAGCAUUUUGAAGCAUGACCACGUGCACUUUAGUAAUAUUUUAUAUGGAAAUGGUUCCUGGAUGGCACAUCAGUUUUCCUGUGCACGGUAGAGGGCCAAACUUUACAGCAGCAGCCUGUCACAUCAAGUUAUUGCUGCUGUUAAAGACAGAAUAGUUGUUGCUUUCGAAAUAUUUGGCUGUUAUUUUCUGUUCGGCUUGAUUUUGAUGCAAAUACUGUUCGCAAAUGCCGAAAUGCGUACGUAGUACGUACGGAUGUGUGUAUUUGCUGCUCACGUAUGAUGUUGUGCAGUACAAUUAAAAAAAACAUUUGCUGCUUAAAUU
Messenger RNA from Paramacrobiotus metropolitanus, 1889 nucleotides. RefSeq lists its product as uncharacterized. NCBI's taxonomy places the organism in Eukaryota, Metazoa, Tardigrada, Eutardigrada, Parachela, Macrobiotidae. The coding region runs from base 681 to 1277 and encodes 198 amino acids. The transcript has 3 exons. The record is from RefSeq and is a predicted model, not a curated record.